Iphiclides podalirius (scarce swallowtail) is the source of this 6861-nucleotide messenger RNA. The record is from the annotation of a GenBank genome assembly. Lineage: Eukaryota; Metazoa; Arthropoda; Insecta; Lepidoptera; Papilionidae.
AUGGUACCAACACCGCAAGCACCACCAACGUACGGGCAAGGAAUGGAGCAAAAAGCCAGCGACAGAGUAGUCAUAUCUGGCAUGUCCGGCCUCUUUCCUGAUUCUCGUCACGUUCAGGACCUUGCAGAUAUACUCUAUAACAAGAAAAACCCCAUUUCGCCAACUCCGCGUUGGAUAUACAAUCAUCCAGAAGUAGCUCAGUACUUGGGCAAAGUGCCAAAUCUUGACUUAUUCGAUGCCCAAUUCUUCAAGGUGCACUACCUGCUCGGGAAUUCGAUGGAUGCUAUGGCUCGCAAGAUACUGGAACAGGCGUAUCAAGCAAUCUAUGAUGCGGGCGUGAGCCCAGAGCAAUUAUCCGGGAAAAAAGUUGGAGUUUACGUUGGUACUUGCUUCUCCGAAAGUGAAAAAAGCUGUUUUUAUGUUGCCGAAAAAAAAACUGGUUUCGGUAUUGCUGGAUGCAACAAAUCAAUGUUUGCAAACCGCAUUUCUUACUGGCUGAACGCUAAGGGUCCGUCGAUGUCGAUCGACCAAUCAUGCUGCAGCUCUAUAGCGGCGCUAGAGCAAGCCUACUUGGCUCUCAGUCGCGGUGACUGCGAGGCGGCAAUCGUCGGCGGUGGCAACGUCUGCUUGCAUCCACAAUCAUCCGUACAUUACGGAAGGAUUAUGUCCAUAAGCAUGGAUGGAAAAACAAAAUCGUUUGAUGAAAAUGCUUCUGGCUGUACCAAGUCUGAAGCUGUCAAUGUCUUAUUCCUCCAGAAAGCUAAAGAUGCUCUACGAAUUUACGCUGAUGUUAUUCACGUAAAAACUGAGUUCAAUUCCCUAUUGGCGGAUAGAACUGGACCGAAAUACGGCUUCUACCGUGACCCAGUGGAUGCGGUUCAAUUUCUUAACAAUUUUUAUAAAGAAGCAAGAGUAUCACCUCAAUUUGUUGAAUAUGUCGAAGCUUUUGGAUCAGCGGUACCUGAAGCUGAUAAAGCUGAAUUGGAGUCACUAGAUGCUGUGUUCUGCAAAAAUAGAAAAAGCGAACUGCUUGUUGGCAGUGUCAUGUCUAAUAUCGGUUACGGAGAAGCUGCAUCGGGCAUUUCUGCAGUGACGAAAGUCAUCUUGGGUUAUCAUAAAGGUGUUUUGGCUGCCAAUCUGAACUGUGAUAAUCCGAGACGCGAUGUAGCUGCAUUACGUGAUGGAAGAAUGCGUAUACUUACCGAGCACCAACCCUUCGGUCGAACCUACGCUUCUGUUAAUGGCUUAGCUAUAACUGGCGUUAACGCUCAUGUACUGUUGCAUGGUCAUUACAAACCCAAGGAUCUGACCCGAUAUAAGUGUAAUAUACCGCAUUUGGUCACCAUCUCGGCAAGGCAAGAUUUUUCCGUUAAAAAUAUCUUAGAUUAUUUAAAGUCUCGCCCCAUUGAUCCAGAGGAGCUUGCUUUAUUGCACAACAUUCAUCAGACUAGAAUCUCUGGUCAUUUGGGUAGAGGAUUUACAAUUCUAGAUACGAACCAAAAUCAGCAAACAGUGAGCUUAUGUGAAAGGGCGGAAUAUUUUGAUGAUUCACAACGUCCCCUAUGGUUCGUCUACAGCGGCAUGGGGUCGCAGUGGGUUGGCAUGGGUUCACAGCUCAUGCGCAUACCAAUCUUUGCAAGCGCUAUCGAACGUUGCAAUCGAGUGCUGGCGCCCAAAGGUGUGGAUAUUGUCAAAAUUAUCACUUCUUCGGAUAAAACAAUGUUCGACAACAUACUCCACUCAUUCGUCGGGAUAGCUGCCAUUCAAAUUGGACUUACUGAUAUUUUGCGGGAAUUGGGUCUCGUCCCAGAUAACAUUAUUGGGCACAGUGUUGGUGAAUUAGGAUGUGCAUAUGCGGAUGGCUGCUUUACACCUGAAGAAAUGAUAUUGGCGGCCUAUUAUCGCGGGCUUGUUUCACUGCAAACUCCUUUUAUUAGAGGAUCAAUGGCUGCCGUUGGCCUUGGAUACAAACAGGUGUUAACUAUGUGCCCAUCGGAAAUCGAAGUAGCGUGUCAUAACAGUUCAGAAUCUUGUACAAUAUCCGGUCCAGCAGAUAUAAUGAAACAAUUCGUCGCUGAGCUUACUGAUAAGCAAAUAUUCGCAAAAGAGGUGCCGUGUUCGAAUAUUGCGUAUCACUCGCGGUAUAUAGCGGACGCAGGUCCUGAACUUUUGAAAUAUUUAAGAGCCCAUCGCAAGGUUGUCCUCGGCCGAAUAUCAUACAAUAAUCUACUAAAUUCGGUGCUUUUCGAAGAGACUUCUCGUUAUAUUCCUUCUAACGCUGUCGUAGUAGAAGUUGCACCGCACGGCUUACUGCAACCUAUUUUGAAACGUUCCCUAUCGGAUUGCAGCCAUGUGUCGCUUACACGUCGCGGACAUCCUGAUAUUGUACAACACUUACUUGAAGCAAUUGGGAAGCUCUACAUGGAAGGAUACAAUCCUAAAGUACAAGUACUUUAUCCCCAAAUUGAAUUUCCUGUUUCUACGGAAACUCCAUUCUUAUCACAUUUGGUGGAAUGGGCUCACCAUGAUAAAUGGAAUGUACCACUUUAUUUAUCUGCACAUAGGAAAUUGACAGCUUCUUGUACAUUAAUUUAUUCGAUACAUGAUGUGGAAAAUAAAUACUUGACAGGGAAUGUUGUACGAGGAAAGAAAUUAUUCCCGUUUACCGCUGCAUUGAUGGCUGCUUGGGAUGUUCUAGCAAUGACAGCUUCAGUUCCCAAAAAACAAUUAUCAGUUCAAUUCCGUGAUCUGAAACUUCAUUCUCAACCAACUUUGCACGAUCAGCGUCAGUUACGUCUUACUGUAUCCUUACAGAGAGGAACUGGACGUUUUGAAGUUAUGGACAAUAAGGUUAAAGUCGUCACUGGUUAUAUUGGGGGUGAGAUAGCUGAGUCCAAAGUAUUAGUAACAGAACCUAUUUUAACUGACGAUUUAGAUCUAAAAUCUCAAGAUAUUUAUAAAUUAUUAUCCAAAAGAGGUUAUGAAUACAGAGAUGACUUUAGAAGUAUUCAUAGUGCAAACACUUCACUGACUAACGCAUUGAUUUACUGGCGAAAUAACUGGGUGACCCUCAUUGAUGGCAUGCUGCAGCUUAAUGCUCUAAAAUACCCUCAUGACUUCGUGGCAGAACCCAUGCGCAUAAGAAAAAUAACAAUUGAUAUAGAAAACCACAAUAACCAAAUGAUUCCGAUAGGCGAAGAAGCAGUCAUGACUACACAAAUAUCCGAGAUAGAUCAUGUGAUUAGGUGUGGAGGCAUUGUUAUUGAAGAUGUUACAUUUCGUAAACUGCCCGCAUUAAUUGCUGAACCCAAUUUAAUGACAUUAAAGUUUGUUCCUUACUUCGAGCCGAAUGAGGGUGAUAUAACGACAUCCCUACUGGUAUUUUUGCAAAUCGUUGCCGAGAAUCUCAACAGAACGUCCAUUAAUAUUUUAGAAUUAUCUGAUCGUAAGACAGAGAGAUCAAAUUUCGGGAACGUCCUAAAUGGCCUCAAUAAAAUACCUUUUGUCAAAAUUUAUCAUGACAUCCUAUUUAGAGAAAACAUUUUGGAAGAACGAGCAAGCAUGCUUAAUAAUAUUGAUUUAUUACUUGUUUCAAAUUUGUCUAAGGAUGAUAAGCUAUGCCAAGCGCUACAUCGUAUACUUUGUCCUAACAUGUUUUUGGUGAAUAUAGAAGAUGGUACAGAAUUUAAAAAAAAAAUAUCAACCCAUUACCAUGUUGUUAGUGCACAAAAUGUUAAUGGUCUCCGUUUGGAACUAGUGCGUUGGAGACCAACAUCUUCUGCGGUCGCUGCAAGUACCUAUACACUGCGUUCAUCCUCUGAUCUUGCUACGAUAUCUUCUACGCUAGCAACAUUACCUCAGCAACACAAAUUUAUCAUCUUGACAUCUUACCCUCCUAUCGAUGGACUUAAAGAAUUCGUGCAAAAGUGGAGAAAGGAUCACGUUGAAAUUUAUGUGCUUAUGAUUAAUAAAAAUAGCGAAGACCAAUUUAUAGACCAAUUACCAGAUGUUAACUUAACUUUUAACAUAUUCGAUAACGGACGAUGGGGCGGCGAGUUCUUUGUACCUUUGCAACUAAAAAUAGGCUCAACGCCUGAUAUAACACUUCAAACUUCCCGAAUGGGUGAUUUCAACUCCCUGCAUUGGACUGAAAUGCCCGAUUUAACCGGCUCUGGUGUGGAAGUGAUAGUACACUACGCAGGAAUCAAUAAAAUAGAUAUUCAAAGAUUUGAGGGUGCUUUACCAUCAAAUAAAAAUAACAACAAAUAUGGAAUGGAGUUCAGUGGAGUAACCAAAAGAGGGAAUCGUGUGAUGGGCCUUAUCAACGGCGGUGCUGUGAGUUCACGAGUACUAGCGCGACCCGAACUGCUGUGGCCCGUUCCACAAUAUUGGUCCCUUGAAGAUGCUGCAACUGUACCUCUUGCUUACAGUUUAGCCUUUUACUGCCUCUGCAUUGGCUAUAAGAUUUCUCGUGGAAUGAAUGUGCUUGUACACGGCGGUGCAGGGGCUUUAGGCCAAGCAGCGAUAUCAAUUGCACUAGGAAAUGGUUGCGAAGUGUUCACAACUGUAAGUGAUGCCAGAAAAAAACGGUUCUUACGAAAGUUGUUCCCAGAACUUCAAGAGUAUCAAAUCGGUUAUUCGCGUGACCAUACAUUUGGAGAUAUGGUAUUGACAGCCACGAAAGGAAAAGGAUGCGACGUAGUAAUAAGUUGCGUCGCAGAUGACCUUAAAAAUACAUCUCUUAAGUGUACGGCAAGUUUCGGCAUUAUGUUUGAUGUUGAACAUAUAACAACACAUAAUGAUUAUUCGUAUGGAAUGCACAACAUGACAAGAGGACGGUCUUACUCAAUCGUAGAUUUGCCUGAGUUAUUGCAAGGAAAUAACGACACCAUUAAGAUGCUGCAACUUUUAAUGAAGGAGGGAAUCACACGUGGCUAUGUGAGACCCCUUUCCAGAUUAGUCAAUUCUCCGUUCGAGGCAUCACGUGCCUUCAGACUUCUUACAGCUGGCCGCCACUGUGGCCGUGUAUUAAUCCAACUCCAAGCAUGCAACAAAAAUGGACAUACACCACGAUCUGAACCGAGACUUCAUUGCACUUCAGAUUUAAGCCAUCUUAUUUUAUGCAAUAACAACAAUUUCGGCUUACGAAUUGCAGAAAGACUAGUGCAUCGUGGCGCUAGAAAAAUAUACCUACAUUGUUUGAGUAAAUCUGGAUAUCUUAACUUCGAAAUUCGGUGCUUAGAAAAACUCGGAGUUCAAAUAAAGGUUUCUGAUGCUCCAUUGGAAAAUAAAGAAGAUGUCAGGGCCUUGAUAAAUAACUGUAUCAGUCUCAGCCAACUAGAGGGUAUUUAUGUGGUCAGAUUUGAUGAACAAUCUACGUCUAAAUCAUUUGAUGUACUACAAGAAUUAGACACGACUACAAGAAAGUUAUGCCCACGUCUGAAAUAUUUUGGGGUAAUCAGUGACUACUCAGUCAAAGGCAUACCGAGUUGUAUCUCCAGGAUGAAGAAUAACCUACCAUUGACUAUUCUAAGGCUACUAAAAUCAAAAAAGAUGGACGAUGUUGAACAUACUACGGAUUUGAAAACAUUUGAUGAACUAGCUGUUAUUAACUCGUUUGAACUUGCUUUAAGGUCUGAAGAAAACAUUUUAAUAGUUGAUGAGAUUUCAACAGAAUCUCAAUCUUUAUUGCAAGGAAUUCUAACUAUAGCAGGGAUAAAACUACAAAAAGACAACGAGGAAACAACCACUCUAUCCGAUUUGGGAUUAGAAUUAUAUAAAUCACAAAUUAUUUGUACAUUCUUGCGUGACACUCAUGGCAUAUCUUUAUCAGAACAGGAGAUACCGAACUUGUCGAUUGAAAGAAUAAAAGAAAUAGAGAAAACUAUCAUCGAUUCCGGAUUUAAUAGUACCAAAGGAUUGUCAACAUUUUAUACAUACAUAGAUCCUGAUGAACUUCUUGCAACGACGGAAAUGGUAUUUUUGCCAACUCAAAUGCAAAACUCAACAAUGCGUGACGAUGAGUUUGAUGUCACCCAAACGUUCUUAUACAUAGUACCCGGAUUAGAAGGGAAUUAUGAACGUUUCCGUAUUCUUUGUGAACGAUUGAAAGUGCCUGCAAUAGUACUACAGCCUGGACUAGAUCGGCCAGAUGAGACCGUAAUUGAUCUCGCACAGCGUUAUGCAGAGAUGAUUCUAAAGAAAACGGCGCUUGGACAAAACUUCUAUCUGCUGGGAUACGAAAGUGGAGUAUUAGUGGCGUUAGAAAUGGCGGCUUUUCUAGAAGAUCAAGGAUUAACCGGAACAAUAUUCUGUGUCGGGGAAUCACCAGAUAAAUUACAAGUCACCUUGAAGAAAGAACUGGAAGAAUAUAAAAAUGACGAAGAGUUACAGAUUGCUGUGAUUCUGCAUAUGUGCAAAUUGAUAGUGGGUGGCCAUACUGGAGAAAUGGAAGAAGAGCUACGUCGUACCACAACAUGGCCCGAAAGAGUUAAAAAAUGUGUGAAUUCAAUUUUGGGAAGGGUGUCUCAUUCUGCACAGUAUGCGCGAGCAUUGAUUGAGAGUGCAUAUGGAAGAAUUAAGCAAGUUCAAGCCUAUAAACCAAUUCCACGAGUGCUGCGCUCUAAACUAGUAUUGAUGAACGCUGCAUCAUCUGCUACAAGUUUUGAUCAAUCCUUGCAACUUUAUUCGCAGCAACCUGUUACUGUUUACCAACUUCGCGCACCUUUGGCACAUUCAUCUGCGGAUCUGCGGUGCACCGCUUUUAUCAACGAUCACCUGAGUGAUGAUUUGUUAAAGGCAUUCGAUAAUAAAAAUUUGUGCGAUACUUAUCUUCUUAAUGCAGAAAAGUUCAUGACUACG